AUCUGGGUGGGGAGUUACCCGCGCCCCCGCGGGCGCCAGUGGGUGUUCGGACAGUUCGACGACGCGGUGUUGCCCGCGUGCGUCCUGCUGCUGGAACGCGCGGGGGUCUCGCCCGAGACACGGGCGGACCCCGUGGCUAUAUCACGAGCCAUCUCCAGGAUACUCAACUCUGCGCACGACACAAACUCUUCCCUCACCAUCGACGAGUUCUUCACCAAGGAAGGCGAGGACUACAAAUUCAACCCAGACGCUGAGAAUCCAUCAGGAUUAGGAGAUUCCAUCUGGAAUUUCCACGUGUGGAACGACGCGUGGAUGGCGCGGCCGGACCUGCCCAGUGGAUACGGUGGAUGGCAAGCCAUUGAUGCCACGCCGCAGGAGACCAGCGAUGGACUGUACCAGUGCGGGCCGGCGUCGCUGGAGGCGGUACGUCGCGGCAACGUGCUCCUGCCCUACGACGUCCCCUUCGUCCUCGCUGAGGUCAACGCAGACCUGGUCCGCUGGCAGCAGGACGAGACCGAGGCCACCGGCUUCAAGAUCAUGGCCUCCAUCAAGUCCCAGUACGUCCCUGGACAUGUGUAUAAGAGACAGGUGCAGCUCUCGCUGAGCAGUUCGUCCGAGUACUACACCGGCGUCAGGGCCAUGACUGUCAAACGUGCUGAAGGUUCCUUCGUGCUUCAGCCCGGCCAAGAGGAGUCCCUCCGGCUCCCGGUACGGUACAAGGACUACAUCGACAAGCUCGUCGAGCACGGCAUGAUGAAGAUACUCGCGAUCGCCAGCGUGAAGGAGACCACGCAAACUUGGAUCCAAGACGACCACUUCCAGAUACUUAAACCUAACCUGACGGUAGAGACCCCCACCACCUCAGCGCUGGGGGAGCCCCUGGUGGUGAAGGUGAGCUUCACCAACCCCAUGAAGGAGAAGCUCACCGAAGCCUUCAUCGUCGUCGACGGGCCCGGCCUCACCAGGCCUAAGAAAAUCCCUGUCCCCGACGUGGACGCGGGGGCUCUGUUCACCCACACGCUGCGUCUGGAGGGCAAGGUGCUGGGGGAUGACCGCCCCCUCGUCGUCACCUUCUCCUCCAAGCAGAUCACCGACAUCGUGGGCUCCUCCAACAUCUCCAUCACCCCCCAGGAGGAGUGAGAAGUCCCCCACGUGGGGGAUAAAUUACCCUAACACCAUGCACUCACAUUAAUGGGUGGGACUUUGUCCAAACAUCGAUGCACUUUAUGGGCCUAUAGG
Messenger RNA from Hyalella azteca, 1239 nucleotides. RefSeq names its product hemocyte protein-glutamine gamma-glutamyltransferase-like. Gene Ontology annotation, biological process: peptide cross-linking. Gene Ontology annotation, molecular function: protein-glutamine gamma-glutamyltransferase activity. The annotation marks the transcript as partial. Lineage: Eukaryota; Metazoa; Arthropoda; Malacostraca; Amphipoda; Hyalellidae. The record is from RefSeq and is a predicted model, not a curated record. The transcript is spliced from 8 exons.